AUGAUACACAAUUGCUGCCUCUUGCUAAUUGUUCUUCUACGAUUCACGACAGCCGAAAAUACUUUUAAUGUGCUGCUGGAAGAAGAUAUAAAAGUGGACUUGGGUAAUAUCAUGCGAGAAUCUUAUUUUAAUACCUUUACUGAAGUUGCCGAAGGAGUUGCGGAAGUUACUGACGAUGAAUGUCAGUUUCUUGGGCAAAAUGCAGCACAAGAAAUGGGACGCUUCAAUGUCGCGUCAGGCCAAAGAGGUUGGUAA
Molecule: messenger RNA, 255 nt
Organism: Gongylonema pulchrum
Lineage: Eukaryota; Metazoa; Nematoda; Chromadorea; Rhabditida; Gongylonematidae
Source: the annotation of a GenBank genome assembly